AUGAGCUCGCCUCAGAAGAAGACCGCCGCUGAAGCAGAGGGGAAUACCUCCGCCGGGAUAGAGACUCUCUAUAUCCCCGAGUACCUAGAGCGUCACAAAGCAAAGCGUGACGCUCUUGCUACCAAGGCUGCGGCGGGGACAACUCAACCGGAGAUUGUCCUCGAAGGUUCCUCUGUAGUCAACGACGCCGUUGACUUCGAGGACGGCGUCGUGGAGAUGGAAGAAGGCGAGGCCUCUUCUAGCAAGCGCAAGGAGUCUAUCGACAGCGAUAGUCUCGACCCGCAUGCCGGGUCGAGACGCGCUAGUGAAGGAGACGACUCGGACGCUCCGAGCUCGAAGCGUUCGCGCGGCGAGAAAGAAACUCCGCUCUCUGCUGCUGGGGCUUUAAGCUCCCCGUGUGAGGUGGCGACUUCAAGCUCUCCGCGCGCUGCCAAGGCAGCGAACGAUCCGUGGAUGCCGUCUGCGUCAGAGAUCGCAGACCGUGUUGGCAACACUAUGCCUCCAAACGAAAUCCCGCUGUACGUAUGCAGCGGGAUCCACGACGAUGCUGUUGCGGAGGAGCAGCACUUUGAUCCGUUAACGAAUCAAAGGCGCGAUUAUUAUAUCGGGCUCUUCCACGAGCUCCGAUACUUCUCCAGCAAGAAAACUUCUUCUCGCAGCAAAGUGCCUGAGUGGCAGGCACUUUGUCAAAGUUGGAACGCUUUUGUUGAGAACUUCAACAAGAAACCGGCUGCUUACCGCGAGCGGGUUAAGCAUGCCCGUGAACGCUUCGAGACAUUCUCGACGCACGGGCGGCUGGAGCAGCUCCACAGAUCCUCUGUGGACGCUGGUAUUCCGUGCGCUGUGCCCGAAGGCCAACAGUGCACGUUGUGUCUUCCGGGUGCGGUGCGCUUGAGCGACCGCGACCUAAACGGGUACACGACGAUUCGUGUACCUGCGAGCAUCAAGGAGCUCCGUGCCAACGUGUUGAGCCGCGGGCGUCGCGGAUCGGAGGCGGCGGUGGUGGGAACACGUCACGGGUAUGGUCAACCUGGGGUUGACCUUGGUCCGACGCUCGAGGAUCGGGUCGCUGCAGUGGAGCAGCAUCAGAGCCGGGAGUUCGCCGCUCUGAAGCAGGAGGUGGCGAUCCUGAGGGCUCAAGUCGCUCAGGGCUCGCAGACCGCGUCGGACAUCUCUGUCGACGUGGGAGGUCGCGUCGUGCGCUUGGCCCAGCGCGUUCACGCGCUGGAGCAGAGGUUCGCUCCCGCCGGGGCUUCCGCUUCGGGCCAGCCGAGCUAG
Molecule: messenger RNA, 1278 nt
Organism: Phytophthora sojae
Lineage: Eukaryota; Oomycota; Peronosporomycetes; Peronosporales; Peronosporaceae
Exons: 2
Coding region: 1-1278 (425 amino acids)
Source: RefSeq, a predicted model, not a curated record